AUGGCCGCUUCUGACGAGUUUCCGUGUAUCCUAACCAUCGACACACCCUUCCCUACCCACCGUCUAGCCAGCGCCGCCAUUCGUUCUCUCUCGGUCGACCAGGAACUGUCGCCGCUGGUCCGCCGUCAUUUCUCGCUUCACCGUCCGUCAGAUGCUGCUCCAAACGCAGUAGAGGGCGAUCCUCUUCGCGCCUCUCUCCUGACCAACGCCGCUCCGACCACUUCGCUAGACACCCUUCAACCGACACAACCUAUAUCUGAUGAGGAAGAUGCCACCGUGCUUCGCACAAUCUAUCGCGCCACCACCAAUCGCAUGCUCCGUGUCUCUGUGAACGGUUUCUUCGAGAGUCUGAACGUCGUGUUACAGGUCAUGCAGGAACUAGACGUUGACGUCCUGCAAGACAAAGGCCUCGAAGAUCUUGAGGGUGCCCAAGGCGUUGAGCAAGGAAUGAUUGGAACCACAAAGACUGGUGCUUGA
Molecule: messenger RNA, 477 nt
Organism: Aureobasidium musti
Lineage: Eukaryota; Fungi; Ascomycota; Dothideomycetes; Dothideales; Saccotheciaceae
Source: the annotation of a GenBank genome assembly